This is a messenger RNA of Truncatella angustata, 653 nucleotides long. RefSeq lists its product as uncharacterized. The transcript has a single exon. The record is from RefSeq and is a predicted model, not a curated record. Bases 109 to 450 code for a protein of 113 amino acids. NCBI's taxonomy places the organism in Eukaryota, Fungi, Ascomycota, Sordariomycetes, Amphisphaeriales, Sporocadaceae.
AAUGUCGUACAGAGCUAUCUGAUUCACAUUCUGUUCUUCGCCACAUCAGAUGCCGACUUUCAGCGUGCUUGGAAGUAAACGGAGGAGAUUAAGAAAGCUAGCAAGGCUAUGUUGAUCGGGGUGAGUAACUACCUGAGGUCUCAAGUCCAAUCAACAUUCUGGAGCGCAACUGAUUUACAUGCUCUCGGCCACAUCGAAUGCCAUGAGUAUCUUCAACGCGGAAAUGAUCAUGUUCCAUGGCUACGCCAACAUAGAACCCAGGUUGGCUCGUUCAAGGGGCUGACUCCUGCCUUCCAGGCUCCUGAUGGGUCUUUGCAGCAGCUCUUGGCGCUCAUAGCAAACGCGCACGACACCAGUCAUGUUGUCGCACUUCUCGCUUGGAUAAUACAGAGCAACAUCGUUGCUGUUGCCACCACGCGGAAGCCUGAGAGACCGGACGAUCAUUUCUAGGCUCUGAAUAUCAAGUUGACACACGAGGACGUACGAGAGAUGACGGUUGUAAGCUCAUAUACUAUUUUCGCACAUCUAAGACGAUCGUUCGUGAGAAUUUCCAACGAGUUUUCUGAAGCACUCAUCUGCCAGUUCCUCACACCAAUCAGAUAUAGUUGAUUAUUGGCGCACUUCAUAUUGAGGCGUUAAUGAGAAUCUAGCCC